This is a messenger RNA of Aspergillus wentii DTO 134E9, 451 nucleotides long. RefSeq lists its product as uncharacterized. NCBI's taxonomy places the organism in Eukaryota, Fungi, Ascomycota, Eurotiomycetes, Eurotiales, Aspergillaceae. The annotation marks the transcript as partial. The record is from RefSeq and is a predicted model, not a curated record. The transcript has a single exon.
AAUGGCAUAUCGUUUAUCCAUCCAAAUAUCCGGGCCUGGUGAAGACCCCAUCCACCGAUCCCAUUGGGCAUUUAUGAUCUACAAACCACACGAAGAUUUCGGUGACCUCUUCGACGUCAAAUUAAUCGACCUCGACAAAUUAUGGUACCAGCCGGAUCAUCGCAUAGGCACCUCGAUCAUACAUGAACGACCGAUUGGGAUGUGCAAAAUCGCAAAUUUGGAUGUGCCGCAGCGGCUGAGGGUUAUCGAGGUCAUCAAGGCAGAGGAAGCGCCGAGGGAUGGGAAACGGAGAUGUCAGGAUUGGGUGUUUGACGCGUUGAUCUCGCUGGAAGUGGAAGAGCUGGUCGAGACUGGGACUGCUGAGAAGUGGAAGGCGAGAAUUGGAAAGUCGGCCAGGGAGGUGGGCAGAGAUUGCGGGGGAGAUUGGAUACAGCUAUAGUCUAUACAAGGG